Molecule: messenger RNA, 1485 nt
Organism: Capronia coronata CBS 617.96
Lineage: Eukaryota; Fungi; Ascomycota; Eurotiomycetes; Chaetothyriales; Herpotrichiellaceae
Product: delta14-sterol reductase
Exons: 2
Coding region: 1-1485 (494 amino acids)
Biological process (GO): ergosterol biosynthetic process
Cellular component (GO): endoplasmic reticulum membrane
Molecular function (GO): Delta14-sterol reductase activity
Source: RefSeq, a predicted model, not a curated record
AUGACCGUUAAAUCAGCAAAGACCGGCGCGUCCACGCAUGCAUCGACAGAGCACGAAUAUGAGUUUGGAGGCCCGCUGGGUGCUGCAGGUAUCGUCUUCGGUCUGCCUCUGCUCGUCUACUCCAGCAUCUUUCUCUGCAACGACGUUUCCGGCUGUCCUGCACCGGCCCUAUUGGACCCGAAAAUUUUGACGCUCGAGAAGCUGAAGCAGCAAACACCUUGGCCCGAAAAUGGAUUGCCAGGCCUGUUCGAUCUGGAAGUGACAGCUUGGGUAUCUGGAUACUACGCGCUCCUGGUGGCGCUGCAGCUGUUGCUACCAGGCGAAGAGGUGGACGGUACCACUCUAGGAACAGGCGGAAGACAUCACUACAAGUUCAAUUCUUUCAACUCGGCCGUCUUAAUCCUCUCUGGUCUCGCCAUUGGGACUGCCGUCCAGGGCACCGACUUCGUCGUGUGGGACUACAUCUGGACUAAGCUGCCCCAAGUGGUGACUGCCAGCUUGAUAAUUGCAACAUUACAAGCAAUCUAUGUCUACCUGGCCUCCUUCAAAGUCCCUCACUCCGGCCAGUCAAAUGAUGAACACCGGGAGUUGGCCAAGGGAGGACAUACUGGGAACAUGCUGUACGACUUUUUCAUCGGUCGUGAACUCAACCCUCGCAUCGCAGUUCCUCCAUGGGUACCAGUUGUACGUGGUCAGGUGAUUGAUCUUAAGGUCUUCAACGAGAUGAGACCAGGAUUGAUUGGUUGGGUCAUCCUCGACAUUACCUUUGUUGUCCACCAAUACAAGACCCACGGCUUCGUGAGCGACUCGAUCGUGCUCAUCACCCUUUUCCAGUCCCUCUACGUCCUGGAUGCUCUUUACAUGGAGCCUGCCAUUCUGACCACAAUUGACGUUAUCAACGAUGGAUUCGGCUUCAUGCUUGCCUUUGGAGAUCUGGUAUGGGUCCCCUUUGUUUACAGUAUUCAAGCUCGCUACCUUGCGGUGUAUCCUCUGUCUCUGGGAAUCACCGGCAUUGCAGGAGUUCUCGCUGCUCAAGGACUAGGCUAUUACAUCUUCCGGUCAGCCAACAACCAGAAGAACCGCUUCCGCACCAACCCCAACGACGUUCGCGUGUCACAUCUCGAGACGUUGACCACUGAAUCUGGAUCCAAACUGCUUGUUUCGGGCUGGUGGGGCCGUGCCCGGCAUAUCAACUAUCUGGGCGACUGGAUUAUGUCGUUCAGCUAUUGCCUACCUACUGGCAUGGCAGGUUAUAUCAUCAAGAGUUACCAAAACCCUGUCACCGGAGCCGUGACUCGGGAGGUGGUGCAAGGCCGUGCAAGAGGCUGGGGGAUGAUCUUCACUUACUUUUACAUUGUAUACUUCGGCGUGUUGCUUGUUCACCGAGAGAUGCGAGAUGAGGAGAAGUGUCGAAAGAAAUAUGGGAAGGACUGGGAGAGGUAUUGCCAGCGAGUUAAAUGGAGGAUUCUGCCGGGCAUUUACUAA